CAAGCUUUUAAGUUUUCAGCGCAAAUUAAAAUUGAUCGUCACAUUACAAUUUAUAUCCUUCAUCCUCCUCUGAACGCCAUAAUCCCUCGAAAAUUCUCUGCAACAAAUCAACACAUGCCGCAUCCACGACGGAGCUCGCGACUGAAGGGUAAGGAGGCGGCGGCAAAGGCGGCAGAAGAAGCACGCUACACUCGCCAGAAAAAGCGCCGUGAAAUUCGCUGUGUUUUGCCGCCUUCCCCACUCAAUGAUGUGCAUUCCACUGUCUGCGGAGUUUGGUCUGACAAUAGCAAGUUGCAGCUAGAGGCUAUUUCUCAUUUGCUAAAUUUGGUUUCUCUUGAAGACAACCCUUUAACUGAUGAAGUUGUAGAAAAUGAAGUUGUUCAUCGUCUUGUCGAAUUCCUUGCAAGGACUGAUUAUCCCGAGCUUCAGUGCAAGGCAGCCUGUGUUCUCAAAAAUAUGGCUGCUGGAACAUCUGAAAACACCAAGAUUGUAGUUGACUCUGGGGCUGUCCCUGUAUUUGUGAAGCUUCUUCAAUCCACAGAACUCUAUGAGCAGGCUGCAUGGGCUUUAGGAAAUAUUUCUGGUGAUUCUCAUGGAUGCCGUGACGUUGUUCUGAACAAUGGAGCGUUGCAACCUUUGUUGACUCUGUUAAAAGAGCAUACCCAUCUCUCUUUUCUCAGAAUUGGUACAUGGGCCUCGUCAAAUUUUCUUGAGGGAAAACCUGAAGUCCCACCUGAGCAGCUCGAGUCUGCAAUUCCCAUUCUUUCAUCUGUCAUCCUCACAGAGGAUGAACUGGUCCUGAAGGAAGUAUGUUGGGCCUUAUUUUAUCUUUCCAAGUUUGGAGGUGGAAUAGAAACGACCAUGUUUGAAGCUGGAUUGUGUGACAAGAUUACUACAAUAUUCCGGUAUGUUCCUUCAACUGUGCUGUUCCCUGCUGUUCGAGCGCUUAAGUGUAUAGUGAAAGGGACUAAGAAGUUGGAUGAGCGUGCUAUUGAAGUUCAUCUUCGCCUAAUUCGCGUAUAUAGGAAAGAUUCAACCUCGUGCAUCUUGAAUGAGGCUCACGACAUCAGAUGUUUUCUGGAUAAUCGCAUGUCGAGUAUAGUAAACGGUGUGAAGGACGAUUACAGAAAGAAAGCUCGUUUAGCUCAAGAUGUGUGACAUGCGAGGGUAAUUUGUGCGAACCUGUUGUGAUAUUAUUUCUCAUUUUCUUCAAGUUCAUGUCUGUAACAAAGUUGACUAUCAGAUUUAUUGCUUUCUCUCAUCUGGAGAAUAGAUUAUUAAUUUUCAUUAAUAGAUUAAUA
Striga asiatica is the source of this 1301-nucleotide messenger RNA. The record is from the annotation of a GenBank genome assembly. Lineage: Eukaryota; Viridiplantae; Streptophyta; Magnoliopsida; Lamiales; Orobanchaceae.